CACUAAAGGGGAAACUGAAUUCUCCAGAACCGUCACUCUGUAGGAUUCCUGACAGAAACGAAAGUGAAAUAUAUAAGCUUGCUUUCUGGCAGCUCUUUCACUAAAAACACAGCUGAGAAUAUCAUUCCACAACCAUGGAGCAAAAUGACAUAGACGAGGGUUUAUAUUCACGGCAGCUAUAUGUCCUGGGCCAUGAUGCAAUGCGACGUAUGGGAGAGGCCAAUGUCCUUAUUUGUGGGAUGAGAGGUCUCGGUGUGGAGGUGGCCAAGAACGUCAUUCUGGCCGGAGUUGGUUCAGUCACCAUCCAGGAUGAGGGGAAGACUGAAUGGGCCGACCUGUCCUCUCAGUUUUACCUAAAAGAGAGUGACCUGGGCAAGAACCGGGCAAUUUGUUCUGAAAAACACCUUGCUCGCUUAAAUAGCCACGUUCGUCUUUGCACCCAUACCGAACCUCCACAUAAGGACUUUUUGCACAAAUUCCAGGUGGUGGUUCUGACAGAUUCAUCAUUAGAAGAGCAGCUUUCAGUGGCUGCAUUCUGCCACUCCAACAACAUCAAAUUUAUUUUGGCUGACACCAAAGGACUUUGUGGGCAGUUGUUCUGUGACUUUGGAGAAAAUUUUCUGGUCAAAGACACCGAUGGGGAGCCGCCAAAUGUGUCCAUGAUUGCCCAUGUUUCCAAGGAAAAUCCAGGUAUAGUCACGUGCACAGAUGACCAGGCUGCCUUCUUAGAUGGCAUGCGUGUUGUCUUCUCUGGGGUUCAGGGCAUGACCGAGCUCAACAGCUACGGACCUAUUGAAAUCAAAAUGCUAGACAACUACUCCUUUAGUAUUUGUGACACCUCAAAUUUCACUGAAUUUGAGAAAGGUGGUGUGGCAACUGAAGUCAAAGAAACAAAGAUGCUUAAUUUUAUACCUCUAGAUGUUGCUUUGGAGAAAGUGAUGCAAGAUGAGAAGCUACUGGUGCACACUGAUUAUGGAAAAGUUCAGAGACAUCAAUCUCUUCACUUGGGCUUCCGUGCACUGCAAGAGUUUCAACAGAAAUACAAUCGACUGCCCAAAUCCAGGAACCAGUCGGACGCUGAGCUACUGCUUGCCAUGACAAAGCAGCUCAGUGCAGCUGUACAAUUUGACAAUCUUGAAGAUGAUGUCGUGAGGAAACUGUCUCUUACAGCCAGGGGCAAUUUGGCUCCCAUCAAUGCUUUCAUUGGAGGUCUGGCUGCCCAGGAGGUGAUGAAGGCUUGCAGCGGUAAAUUCACUCCACUCAAUCAGUGGCUCUACUUCGAUGCUCUGGAAUGCCUUCCUGAGCAGGAGGACUGUGAUGGAGGACUGACAGAAAAAGACUGUGCUCCAAGAGACAGUCGCUAUGAUGGUCAGAUUGCUGUGUUCGGCUCUGAAUUCCAAGAGAAACUCAAGAAGCAGAGAUAUUUUCUGGUGGGUGCUGGUGCCAUUGGCUGUGAGCUUCUGAAAAACUUUGCUCUGAUUGGCCUCGGUGCUGGAGAGGGCGGGCACAUCACAGUGACGGACAUGGAUUCGAUUGAGAGGUCCAAUCUGAAUCGUCAGUUCCUGUUUAGGUCAGAGGAUAUUGGGAGGCAGAAAUCAGAGGUGGCAGCUGAGGCCGUGCAUAAAAUAAACCCCAGCAUAAACAUCACGUUUCACCAGAACCGUGUGGGUCAGGAGAGCGAGAGCAUCUACACACAACAGUUCUACAGCAGCCUGGAUGGAGUGGCAGCAGCUCUGGAUAAUGUGGAAGCCAGAGUGUAUUUGGAUGAGCGCUGUGUGCAGUACCAGAAGCCUCUGUUAGAAGGGGGGACUCUGGGUGGUAAAGCUCAUACACUUGUGGUAGUUCCACACCUGACUGAAUCGUAUGGACCAUCAACAUCUUCAGGACAGAAAGCUAUUCCAUUGUGCACACUGAAGCACUUCCCUCAUCGUAUAGAACACACACUGCAGUGGGCCAGAGAGCAGUUUGAGGGCCUGUUCAACCAAACACCAGAGCAUGUGAACCAGUAUCUAAGCGAUGCUGAUUUCUGGGCUCGCACUGCUGGCCGAGGGGAGGCCGAGGCCGUCGAGGUGGUGGAGGCGGUGUAUAGAAGUCUGAAGGACAGACCCAGUAACUGGCAGGAUUGUGUGGCUUGGGCUCGUUUGCAGUGGGAGAGCUUUUACAACAAUGAUAUCGCACAGCUGCUCUACUGCUUCCCUCCUGACCAUGUAACUAGUUCAAAUCUGCCUUUCUGGAUGGGAGCUAAACGAUGUCCUCACCCCUUAACAUUUGACCCAGCCAAUACCACCCAUGUGGAUUUUAUCGUGGCAUCCGUUAACCUGUAUGGGCAGGUUUAUGGGAUCAAGGGAUCGACAGACCGUGCUGACAUCCUGAAGCUCCUGGAAGGAGUGCGUGUGCCACCGUUUCACCCAAAAUCCAGUGUGAAGAUUGCGGUGGUGGACGAGGAACGGAAGGAAAGCAUGGAAGAGAGAAAUGAUGAGGACCAAGCCAAGAUGGAUGAGUUAAAGCAGAAACUGUCAAGCCUCCAGCCUGCCGGCCAGCAGGGUCGGAUGUUCCCUCUAGAAUUUGAAAAGGAUGAUGACAGUAAUUUCCACAUGGACUUUAUAGUGGCAGCGUCUAACCUGAGGGCAGAGAAUUAUGAUAUACCAGCAGCAGAUCGGCACAAGAGCAAGCUCAUUGCUGGUCGCAUCAUCCCUGCUAUCGCCACAAGCACAGCAACAACAGCAGGCCUUAUGUGUCUAGAGCUGUAUAAGCUUGUGCAGGGCCACCAGCAAAAAAGCUCCUUCCGUACUGCAUUCCUUAACUUGGCAGCCAGUUACUACUUUAUGUCACAGCCAUUCAAGGCACCAGUGUUCACAAAGCAGAUUGGCAGAUGUUGGUGUUGUUUCCUGAUGGGAUUGCUGUGGAGUGUGCUUGUGUGUGAAGAACUGAUGUGUUGUGUCUCUCGGCAGGUUGCGGGGAAAGAGUAUUCCCUCUGGGACCAGUUCCUGGUGCAGGGAAGAAAAGAAGGACAGGAGGAAAUGACAGUGGAAGAGCUUCUGAAAUACAUCAAGGAAAACUACCACUUGACCAUCACAGCUAUGUUUUAUGGACCUGCACUGUUGUACUCCAAUCACUCAGAUCGACUUAAACAGAGAGUGUCAGACGUUGUCCAGAUGGUCACCAAGACUGAGCUUCCUGUUCAUAUGCAGAUGCUGGAGCUCAUACCUUCUUUCGCAGAGGAUGAGGACUGUGAGAAGGUUCCACCAGUUAUGUACCUCUUUAGAUGAGGUCAGCAAGAUGGGAAUGCAAAAAAAAAAAAGUCAACUGUAUUUACUGUCAGCUUUAUCACAUUGUUCUGCUGAAACCCUGUUCAUUCUCUUGUUUCAUUAAUUAGCUAAAAUUACUUACUUACUUUAAUGUGCUUUGUGAUUUGUCUUUAUUACUCUCUCCAUACAUCCACCCAUCUCUCUCUCUCUCUCUCUCUCUCUCUCUCUCUCUCCUCUCUCUCUCUCUCUCUCUCUCUCACUCUCUGAAAAUCUGAGGGUUUAUUUUCAUUUGAAGGAAAUAAAAGGAAGGUUUUAGCAUUUUUAAAUAUUUAAAAGGUUUAAUAGCUUCAAUAUUUAAGAUAUUUAAGAUCCUGCACUUUUUCGAUCCUCCUAUUUAUUGGAAGCAAGUUGGUGAUAUUGUAGAAGGUCAGAUCUUCUCCAUGUUUAAUCUCUUCUGCUGAAACUAAUGUGUAAUCUCUUCUAAUGUGAUAUUAUGAUGGAUCUAAUCUGAAAUGGACCAUAAUCAAAUGCACACUAAAUUCGUUAUUAAAACAAAAACAACUUUUCCCUCAA
This is a messenger RNA of Tachysurus fulvidraco (yellow catfish), 3821 nucleotides long. RefSeq names its product ubiquitin-like modifier activating enzyme 7 (gene uba7). The record is from RefSeq and is a predicted model, not a curated record. Gene Ontology annotation, cellular component: nucleus; cytoplasm. The transcript has 24 exons. Gene Ontology annotation, biological process: protein ubiquitination; DNA damage response; ubiquitin-dependent protein catabolic process. Gene Ontology annotation, molecular function: ubiquitin activating enzyme activity. The coding region runs from base 135 to 3269 and encodes 1044 amino acids. Lineage: Eukaryota; Metazoa; Chordata; Actinopteri; Siluriformes; Bagridae.